CAAAAUGGCGGGCUUGGCGGCGGAUAGCGACAGUUUUGGAGAAAACUAAAAGAGUUCAGUAGGCGAUCUUCUAGUUCAAGAUGAGUCGAAGCGUAAGAGAUCUUCGGGAGUUAAUUUGCAUGUCAAGAUUGUCAUAUCACGGAGAAGAUGAAACUCAAAAUACGGCGGACGACCUUGACAGCAACACAGUUCCCAAGGAAACCACAACGAAUGCCAAUAUAGUCUCUCAAAAGAAGGUUCUUAGCCCGGUUAGUCCACCAGGAACGCCUGGAUCGUCAGGAAGAGGAUCUCCUCUUCCUCCAAUUGGUAAAUCUGCUGCCGGUAGCCGUGACAGUUCGUCCAGUUCAUUGCGCUCUUCRCCCAUCAGUCCCACUGCUCUAUGUCCUUCUGGGACUGCUCCAAGUAAUGUCGGUUCUGAUACAGUACAAGCUAGGCCAAUGUCUAGCUCCGCAAGAAASUGCAAACCAUUGAAAACAAACUUUGAUUCAUUGCUUUCWUAUUUUGAUGCAACCAUUGUAUCAGAAUGGCUAACAAGGGCAAAUAAAACUGUUUCAGAACUCUCUUCAUGGGUCCAUUUAGGUGACAGAUUUGUAAACUUUGCAAAUUUUUGGCUAAGUGAAGUGUCUCCAAACAAACGCAGUGAGUUAAUAUCCAUGGAAUACAGCAUUGUUAUGGAUGAGUUAAAAUUUGCAUUUGGCGUUGGCCUGGAGGGCAAUCAAAUCACUGAACAAGAUAUUGUGGUAUUUAUGAAUGCAGUUCUUUGGGAGUACCCAGAGAAGUUCUCCCCAUCASAAAGUGGAYCUUCCUUUUUAAACAUUCUUAUGUGUUUAUGCUGUGGACGGAAACACAACUACAGACAACUUUUAAGUGAYGUCAAAUGYUCAACUACUAAUAAGCAGUUUGUUCAAUUCAUUCUAGCAACCAGAGCUUUUGCUAUUGUUAGCUUGUCAUCGGGUGUCUUAGACUUCUACAAGCAAAUCCAUUCACUGAAGGACACUCAGAAAGCUGCUUCAGAAAUUCCACAAGAUAGUGAACUUUGCCAAAUGGCUGAACAUUUUGCUCUGAUAGCCAUACAGAAAGGAUUUGUUGAAGUGUUUCAAUAUUUUUUGUUAAAUUAUGAAUUUGAACUUUAUGAAGACAAGGGUACUGAUAGAAAGAGGUUUUUAUUUGCUACAAUUAUUAGUGAACAAGAGGAAAUGCUCAGAUUUCUUUUAAAGGAAACCAAGUAUAAAACAGUUAUCAAUGAAAGGUCUUCAAGUUCUGGCAAUACUGUAUUGCAUGCUGCGGUGAAUGCAGGCAACCUUAACAUUGUGCAGCUAUUGGCUUCAGCUGGUGCCGACAUGAAUGCAUGGAAUGGYGAAUGUGAGGGCGCAACUCCUCUUCACAUGGCYGUCUUGAGUGGGAAUAAAGAURUGGUAGAGUUGCUUCUAUCACUAAAUUGUGACCCAACAGUCAAAAUGGGAAUACCAGCUACAGUUACUCCACUUAUGCUUGCUAAGGAUCUUGGACUAGAUGAAGUGAUUUCUGUAUUAGAGRCCUUCAAAAUAAAAUAAGGUCGUGCGACAUCAAAACAAGUUAAGUUUCACUAAAGUGCAUUUCUUCAAAGCCUUAAGCAGAAUUCAUAGAGACAUUGUAUACAAAAUGUUCGUCGUUGAUAGGACCUUAAUGCUUCCGUGGUUGGUAUCAUAGCAUAAUGACAACAGUCCAAUCGAUUUUGUUGAGCUUUAUCUAGCUAAAGCACUUUAGGUGCUUAACCGUUUAGACAUAGAUUGCUAAAGUUGUCAUCUAUGGAAUCAUGAUUAUAAUGAAACACCUCUAAAAAAAAUAAAGUACCAUUUGUGAUGAAAGGAUAAAUUACACUAGGUUGGUUGUGCGGCAGACGAUCGUCUGGUUGUGCRGAGUAAAAAGGACGAAGAAAAUAUAGAGAAUAAUUCAUAAA
Messenger RNA from Exaiptasia diaphana, 1939 nucleotides. RefSeq lists its product as uncharacterized. Gene Ontology annotation, molecular function: protein binding. NCBI's taxonomy places the organism in Eukaryota, Metazoa, Cnidaria, Anthozoa, Actiniaria, Aiptasiidae. The record is from RefSeq and is a predicted model, not a curated record. The transcript has 4 exons. Gene Ontology annotation, cellular component: cytoplasm; nucleus. Bases 81 to 1553 code for a protein of 490 amino acids.